ACAAAAUGUGUUUGUGUGGUGUGUGUCAGCAGAUUCAACAUUAUGGCGAAGCAAUUAUCUGCAGGGAUACAGAGUCGAAUCAAGUUUUUCAGCGAUCCAGGAUGGACGUGUAAAAGAUGCGGUGAAGGAAAUGACUUCGAGAAACGGUUCUGUAAAAAGUGUGGCCGCAAAAAUGUGGCACACGAGAGACUCCAGAAGAGCAUCAAGAGGGCAAGCUUGGAUCGCACGACAUGGCACUGCCCUUCGUGUACCUUCAUCAAUCGGGAGUGUGACCGAUUCUGUGAGAUAUGUAACACAGUGCGCAGUGACCUGGUAAACAAGGAUACGCCAAAGUCUGCGAGGUCAGAUAUAAUGUUUGACGACAGUGCAAAAUGUAACACUAUAGCACCGGGUAUGAUGGACAACUUCAAUGACAAUGAACCUGUCAGAAUGAGGUGUUAUGAUCAAGGAAAAGAAGAGGAGGAGAGAAAAUCACGUUUAGGUAGGUUCUUCGCAUUUAUCACUGGCUCAUCGGACAAAAUUCACGAGGAAAAAGAUUGUAAUUCCAACGAAAAUAAGAAAAAAUCAAAAGGUGGAGUAAUUCGAAAUAGUAAGCUUUUUCAGUUCUUUGUGGGCGAUAACAGCAAGUCUUCUGAUAAAGUAAAGACCAAAAAGGAUAUUAAAGAAACAAAAACUGAGGAGGAAGCUAGACAAAGUGUAUUCUACCUGGAUGUAAUAUCGGAGGAUUCCGACAGUGAAACUGAACAUUCAGGAAAAACGCAGCAAACUUACAUAAGUGAAUGGAAACAGAAGAAAUUAGAUGUGAAACAACCAGAUAAAAAGACGGUGGAAAAGAAACCAGAAGGUAUCAAUUUAGUAGUAAAAGUACCCGAUAAAAAGAGGGAAGAAAAGAAACAACGCGGUACUGAUUUUGUUGUAAAAGUACCCGAUAAAAAGGUGGAAGAGAAGAAACCAGGAGGUUCUGAUUUAGUUGUAAAAAUAAUCGAUAGAAUAGAAGAAAGGCAGAAACCUGGAGGUUUGGAACAAUGGGAGCCACGCAAGGUUUUGCCGUCACCAAGGAGAAAGGAAGGAAUUGGCAUAGAAGACAAAAAACGACUGUUCGAAAACAGGUUAGGAGAUAAACAACCCGUGCCUUUAGCAAUAAAUGCUAGAAAAGAAAAGGAUGAUGAGAAAUCAAAUGUACCUAACAAGAGACAAAAUAUCAAAGAAAGAUAUGUGAAGAAAGACAAAGACGAUAGAAAAACGCAGGAGACAUCUGGAAACGCUGUUAAACCAAUCUUCCUUCGUCAAAAAGACAAAGAAGACUUUAAACUUGACAAAAAACUAAAAGACACCUCUGAUGCAGAUAGAAAAAAGGAAAGAUGGGCAUGUAAGUCAUGUUCGUACUUAAAUGAUACUUUGGCACAGCGAUGUCGGAUGUGUGACAAACAACGGACGAAGAUAGAAGCUAACAGGCCUUCCAAAUUAAUGAAAAGACGCAUGCUCCGAAGUAGACGAAGUUUGAGAAUAGCUGAUUUACAGAAGGAAGAGGAAAAGGAGGCACACCAAAAAUGGGUCAACAUCACGUACUAUUGUAGAGAGAAUGGUUCCAUGUUUGUUGACGAACAGUUCCCACCCAAUGUUUCGUCAUUGUACACUAGACCACGUGUCACCAGCAACAAUCCAACAUGGCUUCGAUGCCAUGAUAUUCGAACAGAAGACAACACAGAAGAAAAAGAUGAUUGGGCUGUUUAUCGGUCGAAUCCAUUGGCUGACGAUAUAGGUCAAGGUCGUCUUGGAAACUGCUGGUUUUUGAGUGCUCUAGCGGUGCUUGCGGAAAGGAAAGAAUUACUGGAAAAGAUUAUUUUGACCCGACAGUUCUGCAAGGAAGGGGCUUACCAUGUCCGUCUGUGUAAGGACGGGAGGUGGAAAAUCGUCCUUAUAGAUGACUUCUUUCCAUGUGAUCAAUAUAACCGCCUUUUGUACUCCAAGUCAAAGCGAAAACAGCUCUGGGUGCCCCUGAUUGAGAAGGCCGCUGCCAAGCUGCAUGGUUGUUACGAGGCCCUGGUGUCCGGUAGGGCUAUCGAAGCGCUGGCUUUGUUAACAGGGGAACCAUGCGAACGGAUACAACUCCAAGAACAAGAAGACGACGACGUAGAAAUUGACGAGAAGAAAAUUUGGACAAAGCUUGUUAAGGCCCGUCAAUCUAAGUUUUUAAUGGGUACGUCAUGCGGAACACUGAACAUGAAGUCGAGUGAUUUACAACAUUAUGAGACAUUGGGGCUGAUACCUAAUCACGCCUACUCGCUGCUAGACGUACAAGAUGCGGCGGGGAAUCGUCUGGUGAAAAUUCGGAAUCCCUGGGGCACGGUUUCCUGGAAAGGGAACUGGUCCGACCACUCCUCCAAGUGGUCACAAAUCAGUGAGCGGACGAAGAAAGGCAUACAACUGGAUGGAAAUGACAAGGGUAUAUUCUGGAUGUGCCUUCCGGACUUCAUGAGAUACUUUGAUAGUGUCGAGGUGUGUAAAGCCAGACCGAACUGGAACGAACUUCGUAUCAAAGGAUCAUUCCCUCCACACGCAGACCAGCCUUGGAAAUUUGUCACUUUAAACAUCUUUAACAAAACAAAAAUGGACCUUUGUUUGUUCCAGAGGACCGUAAGGGGUGAGGGCUUAGCGAAGGAACCAUUUGUCGAUAUGAUGGUUGUGGUGUUGGCGAAUUCCAAAUCACAAGACAAAGUACUGUCCAAAGUUGUAUGUAACAGCCGUCGAGCAGCGAAACCGUUUACAGGGUGUGAGGUGGAGCUAGGUCCAGGAACAUAUACCGUAGCCUGCUUAGCGUUCAAACACUGGCAGACAGGUGUGCCUAUGUCCUCCUCACUACGAAUGGCUACGAUUGAGGCUUUGAACAAAGACUUUGUACUGACCAUACACAGCUCUGGGUCAGUACAGUCGGACGAAUUCGAUACAUGCAGUCCAACAUGCAAGUUUAAUCUGGCUGAUGUCAUCAUACUUUUGGCAAUUGAAAAGGGAACCAAACAAGAGCUAUCUCCUGGCCUUAAUAUGUACGCACUGUGGUGGUACGGUGCUAUAUUUGUGGUGGAGAACACAACGAGUGACCAGUACGGACAGGUAAAGUGUGACACGUCUAGUAGCUCCUAUCUUAUCUCCACACGAGGUAGCUUUAUGACAAUGGACUGUGUCCCACCAAAACACAGACAGGUCAUACAGGUAUUGACCCCUCUGGAGCCGGUUACUGGAUGGUCCACUAACCGAUCAAUGCAAUACCUGAUGUCCCCUACUCCUGGGCUGUACCGAGAAUGGCGAGCACCUAAUGAAGUGUUACAUGUCCCGGAUAUAACAACAGAUGUGGCUGGCCUUCACAGUCCACAACAAUACUGAGUUCUCCUUCAAACCAGCAUGUAGAUCAUGGACUGGACAAAGAGUGGUGGUUUCUAAACGAUUCAGAACUACACCGUUGAUUUCCCCUCUAUGGAGUGCAUCCUUACUUCAGAAAACUCAUAUAUGAGACACUUAUUUCAGUGGAAACAAAACGGGAUAAUACCGACUGACACUUACAGGAAUUAAUGCGGCUUAAUCGAUCGGCAUGCAAUACGACAGAGUAUGUCUUAUGUAACUACUACAGGGUACUAGUAUUUCAUUUAAAAUACUGUCUAUCGACUUCAUCGACUACUUACUAAUGUAGUUUGAUGUUGAAAAUAAAUACGAAACAAUAAACAGUGUAACUUUCAUACCAUUGCGACACUAUAUAUUUACAAAAGUAAUCCCGGUUUUUCAAAAGAGAAAUCUGAGAAUCUCCCUUGACUUCAAACUUUUUCAAAUGUGUGUAAUUGAUUGUGUAAUAUUGACAGUUUAUUAAGGUUCCCAAAUGUCAAUCAUUAUACCAAAGUAUCCCAUUCAUUGUACAUGUUCACCUGUCCAAGAGCCUACACGACCAUGAUAGUAUGUUACGUCCUAUAUUUAGUACCACGAGUCGACAUUUUAUUUUAUGGUGUAAAAGAUUACAUAAGACAUUAUGGUAAUCAUAUGGGCACUCCUAUUGACUCUUGCUCAACCCAUUAGCAGAUCUAGCAAACGUGACAGUGUAUAUUAUACUUGGGAUGUUUAUUUAACAGUUACAUUACAUAAAAACAAUAUUAGAAAUAUAAAAGAAAAUAGCUAAGAUAUUUUGUAAACAAGUCCCACGGCUAGCGUUAGCCGAAGGCAGAAUUUACACUGACAGCAUCGUUGACCACUGAUACAUAGUGUGUGCCUAUCCCAAUUAUCAUCUUGGGACGAAUCGUCGUGUCAUUUUUCAGCUUCAGCAUCUUUAAUCUCUUUUUCGUUGUUUGCACACAAACGAUUUUAGAAAAAUUGAUAACAUCAUAUUGUCUACACUGUAGGAAUUACUUCCUUGCCCAUAUACAAUUCUAGGAAAUUCGUAUCCUACAAACAUACGUUUGCAAGGAAUCAGUGUUAUUCGAGAAGCUACCUUUAAUAUUAUUUCUUUGACCCAUAUAUAUGCUUAUUAGAAUCUCAGUUAAUGAUGUAAUAUUGCUCUUCAUGUCUGAAACCAUGAAAGUACAUUGAUAUAUAUACUUUGGUGGGUAUUUUUUUGUAUUGUUGCGCUGUGAAAUGCAACCAGCAUGGCUAAACUUUCUCUAUUUUUUCAUAUAUAUAUACCAUAACGACAAUGUUAGGUAAAACAGUUUUGUUUGUUUUCUUUACAGAAGGAAAACGACUACUUUGAUGUGAUUACCUCGAUCGAUCGAGAUGGAAAUCGAAAAAUGAUUUCAUAUCUUGAUUUUCUGUACCAUGAUAUAAAAUACAUAAUAAAAUAAUUUCAUACCAAACGAAAGAGAAA
Mizuhopecten yessoensis (Yesso scallop) is the source of this 4843-nucleotide messenger RNA. RefSeq names its product calpain-15-like. The transcript is spliced from 13 exons. Gene Ontology annotation, molecular function: calcium-dependent cysteine-type endopeptidase activity. The record is from RefSeq and is a predicted model, not a curated record. Lineage: Eukaryota; Metazoa; Mollusca; Bivalvia; Pectinida; Pectinidae. The coding region runs from base 43 to 3381 and encodes 1112 amino acids. Gene Ontology annotation, biological process: proteolysis. Gene Ontology annotation, cellular component: cytoplasm.